AUGUCUUGGCAAGUGUAUGUCGACCAGACCCUCAUCGGCUCUGGAAGCGUAACCAGCGCUGCUAUCUGCGGUUUGGAUGGCUCCGUUUGGGCCAAGACUGGCAUCGACAUCAGCGCCGCUGAGGCCAAGACCCUGAUCAGCUCCAUCUCUGGUGAUCCCUCCGGCCUCUACUCUACUGGUAUCAAGAUUGGCGGUGUCAAGUACACUUUCCUCCGCUGCGAAGCCGGUCGAUCAAUUUACGGAAAGAAGGGAUCCGACUCCGGCUGCACGGUCGUGAAGACUGGACAGUCCAUCAUCAUCGCCGUCUACUCUGGUGCUGGAAUCACCCCAGGUGCAUGCACAAAGGUCGUCGAACAGCUCGCCGACUACCUCAUCUCAAGCAACUACUAA
Messenger RNA from Sycon ciliatum, 390 nucleotides. RefSeq names its product profilin-1A-like. Bases 1 to 390 code for a protein of 129 amino acids. Lineage: Eukaryota; Metazoa; Porifera; Calcarea; Leucosolenida; Sycettidae. The transcript has a single exon. Gene Ontology annotation, cellular component: cell cortex. Gene Ontology annotation, molecular function: actin monomer binding. The record is from RefSeq and is a predicted model, not a curated record.